This is a messenger RNA of Peniophora sp. CBMAI 1063, 1812 nucleotides long. The record is from the annotation of a GenBank genome assembly. Lineage: Eukaryota; Fungi; Basidiomycota; Agaricomycetes; Russulales; Peniophoraceae.
AUGUCGCAGGACAAGAUCACGCGUAUCGCGAUCGUCGACUCGAACCGCUGCAAACCGAAGCGAUGCGCGCAGGAGUGCAAAAAGUCAUGUCCUGUCGUAAAGAUGGGCAAGCUCUGUAUCGAGGUUAAACCCUCUGACAAGAUUGCCUUCAUCUCCGAAUUCUUGUGCAUCGGAUGUGGUAUCUGUGUCAAGAAAUGUCCGUUUGAAGCCAUCGCCAUCAUCAACCUGCCUACCAACCUUUCCUCGGAGGUCACACAUCGAUACACCGCAAACUCCUUCAAGCUCCAUCGGCUACCUACGCCAAGACCAGGACAGGUUCUCGGCCUUGUCGGCACAAACGGUAUCGGAAAGAGUACGGCGCUCAAGAUCCUAGCCGGGAAGCUCAAGCCAAACCUCGGUCGAUAUGAUGAUCCCCCGGACUGGCAGGAGAUUUUGAAGUACUUCCGUGGCUCUGAGCUGCAAAACUACUUCACGAAGGUGCUGGAGGACAACUUGAAGGCGUUGAUCAAGCCGCAAUACGUCGACCAUAUACCCCGCGCCAUUAAGGGCGUCAUGACCGUUGACCAGAUGCUUGACUCGAAGAAGGAGCGCGACGUCAAGCAGCAACUAUGCGACGCGCUUGAAUUGAACAACGUUCUUCAGCGUGAGGUUGGCCAGCUUUCUGGUGGAGAGCUGCAACGGUUCGCAAUUGCCAUGUCUUGCAUUCAGCAAGCAGACGUAUACAUGUUUGACGAACCGUCAAGUUACCUUGACAUCAAGCAACGUCUCACCGCCGCAGAAACCAUCCGUCAACUGCUGAACCCCGCCAACUAUGUCAUCGCCGUCGAGCACGAUCUAUCAGUAUUGGAUUACCUAUCAGACUUUGUCUGCGUGCUGUAUGGCAAGCCAUCAAUGUACGGUGUCGUCACCAUGCCCUACUCUGUCCGUGAAGGUAUCAACAUCUUCCUGGACGGUUUCAUCCCGACGGAGAACCUGCGAUUCCGCGAGGACUCGUUGUCAUUCAAGAUGGUGGAGACCGCCGAAGAGCUGCUCGUCGACAAGACAUCCCAAUACUCGUACCCCGCCAUGACCAAGACGCUCGGCGACUUCAAGCUGAACGUCCAACCUGGCUCCUUCACCGACUCGGAGAUUAUCGUCAUGUUGGGCGAGAAUGGAACGGGCAAGACGACCUUCGUCCGCUUGUUGGCCGGUGACGUACCCGACCAGGGCGAGGCGCUCAAGCAGCAGUUGUCUGUGUCGCUCAAGCCGCAGACGAUCUCGCCGAAGUUCCCGGGUAGCGUGCGGAUGUUGUUGCUGAAGCGUAUCAAGAGCGCAUUCAUGCACCCACAGUUCACGGCGGACGUUGUCAAGCCGAUGAACUUGGACAACAUCAUUGACCAGGAGGUCAAGACGUUGUCUGGUGGUGAGCUGCAGCGUGUGGCUAUCGUCCUUGCGCUCGGUAUGCCGAACGUGCAGGUGUACCUCAUCGACGAGCCCAGCUCUUUCUUGGACUCCGAGCAGCGUAUCAUCGCGUCGAAGGUCAUCAAGCGCUUCGUCCUCCACGCCAAGAAGACGGCCUUCAUCAUCGAGCACGACUUCAUCAUGGCGACCUACCUUGCCGACCGCGUCAUUGUCUUUGAGGGUCAGCCAGCCGUCGAGGCCACCGCGACACCGCCGCAGUCGCUGCUCACGGGCAUGAACAAGUUCCUCGCCUCGCUCGAGAUCACGUUCCGCCGCGACCCGACCAACUUCCGUCCGCGCGUCAACAAGCUCGCGUCCGUCAAGGACAAGGAGCAGAAGGCGUCGGGCAACUACUUCUUCCUCGAAGAGUAG